AACAGUGCCCCAUCAUUAGUGUCAGUGGGGGGAGGAAUAGUGCCCCAUCGUUGGUGUCAGUUGGGGGGAGGAAUAGUGCCCCAUCGUUGGUGUCAGUGGGGGUGGAAUAGUGCCCCAUCGUUGGUGUCCGUGGGGAGAGGAAUAGUGCCCCAUCGUUGGUGUCAGUGGAGGGUGGAAUAGUGCCCCAUCGUUGGUGUCAGUGGAGGGUGGAAUAGUGCCCCAUCGUUGGUGUCAGUGGGGGGAGGAAUAG
This is a messenger RNA of Staurois parvus, 250 nucleotides long. Lineage: Eukaryota; Metazoa; Chordata; Amphibia; Anura; Ranidae. The record is from the annotation of a GenBank genome assembly.